Messenger RNA from Neodiprion virginianus, 740 nucleotides. RefSeq names its product ER membrane protein complex subunit 4 (gene EMC4). The record is from RefSeq and is a predicted model, not a curated record. Lineage: Eukaryota; Metazoa; Arthropoda; Insecta; Hymenoptera; Diprionidae. Gene Ontology annotation, biological process: protein folding in endoplasmic reticulum. Gene Ontology annotation, cellular component: EMC complex. Bases 140 to 667 code for a protein of 175 amino acids. The transcript is spliced from 3 exons.
ACAUAUUGUAUAAUUUAGCAAGACUAAAGUGGUACGAAGUAAUUAUCAAUUUUUAACCUACGAAAUCCGGCCGAGGUGUCUGCUUUAUUUACCAAAUAUAAUUAUUUAAUUAGAUAAUUUAAUACUACACUGCAGUGCGAUGGCUACAUCGAAGCCAAAUACAAGGAAAUUGAAGUGGUCCCUGGAUUUCGCUCACAAAAAUAAACAGGAAAAGAGCGUGGAUGUGGCAGCACCUCCAGGCUACAAUCCGUCGGUAGCCCUAGCACAUAACACAGAAGCCCUUAGAGAAUCAGACUCUAAUCAUCUGAUAAUAAAGAAAUCAUGGGACCUGGCACUUGGUCCACUGAAGCAGGUUCCAAUGAAUCUCUUCAUUAUGUACAUGGCUGGUAACUCGAUAUCGAUUUUCCCAAUAAUGAUGGUUGGCAUGCUGAUCAUAAGACCCGUAAAGGCCUUAUUCACACUACAACAGACCUUCAAAGUUAUAGAAGGAACACAUGCUUUUGGACAGAAGUUUGUGUUUUUCCUUGGUCAACUGGUGAACAUUGCCCUGGCGCUUUACAAAUGCCAGUCCAUGGGUCUGCUGCCGACACAUGCCUCAGACUGGUUAGCAUUUGUCGAACCACAAACAAGGGUCGAAUAUGGCGGUGGAGGAAUUAUAUACGUGUAAUUGUAUAAUUAUAUUUAACUGUUAUUACAGGGCAAAAACUUGCGGCAAAUAAAUCAUUACACUAUUUAACCAA